This is a messenger RNA of Marchantia polymorpha subsp. ruderalis, 2200 nucleotides long. Lineage: Eukaryota; Viridiplantae; Streptophyta; Marchantiopsida; Marchantiales; Marchantiaceae. The record is from the annotation of a GenBank genome assembly.
ACCGACCUCGACGGAUUAUAGCGCUGCCCUCCAUCCGGUCGCAUCCCAUCCCAUCCCAUCCCAUCCCAUCCGCGCCCGCGCGCCCCGUUUCUUACCUGCCUUAUCAUAAGAUCAAUUUCCUCGCUUCCGCAGGCCUCUCUUUCUCAAGCCUCGAGCUGCGCCUGCCUCACGCUCGCUUCCUCGAGCACGCGCGUCCUUCCCCUUCCCUUCCUCGCGGUCGUUGUUGGGAAGAGAGUAGGCAGCGAUGGCGAGCUGCACAGCAAUGUCUGCUGCGGUCGCUCCUUGCGUUUCCGGAAGCGCCGUGAGGGCUUCCGAUGCCGCUGCUUCUGCCCUGAAGCCCUCUCCUCUCGGUUGCAAGGCCGCAAGCAAGUUGAGCUCUAGCGCUGCUUUCAGUCAGCUCAGCUUCUCCGAGGCUGCUCGCCCCGUCGCAUGGAAGGAGUUCAGCUCCAACGCUGGCCGCAAGGGUGUUCUCGUUGUCAGAGCUGCCCGUGGAAAAUUCGAGAGGAACAAGCCCCACGUGAACAUCGGUACCAUCGGACAUGUCGACCACGGAAAGACCACUCUCACCGCAGCUCUCACUAUGGCCUUGGCCGCCAUUGGAGGUGGUGCUGGAAAGAAGUACGAAGACAUUGAUGCUGCACCCGAAGAGAGGGCCAGAGGUAUUACUAUCAACACGGCCACCGUCGAGUACGAGACUAGUGCUCGUCACUACGCUCACGUCGACUGUCCUGGACACGCUGAUUACGUGAAGAACAUGAUUACUGGAGCUGCGCAGAUGGACGGUGCCAUUCUCGUUGUGUCCGGUGCGGACGGGCCCAUGCCCCAGACGAAGGAACACAUCUUGCUCGCGAAGCAAGUCGGUGUGCCAAACAUGGUGGUUUUCUUGAACAAGGAGGACCAGGUUGACGACACCGAGUUGCUGGAUUUGGUCGACAUGGAGGUCCGUGAGCUCCUGACCUCGUACGAAUUCCCCGGUGAUGAUAUCCCAAUCAUCUCUGGGUCCGCUCUUCUGGCAUUGCAAGCCUUGACAGCGAACCCAAAGAUUCAAAGGGGUGAGAACGUGUGGGUAGACAAGAUUCUUGACUUGAUGGACAACGUUGACAGUUACAUUCCCAUCCCAGUCAGGCAGACAGAAUUGCCAUUUUUGAUGGCCGUCGAAGACGUGUUCUCCAUCACUGGAAGAGGAACUGUGGCCACCGGUCGUGUUGAGCGUGGAAUUGUUAAGGUUGGUGAGACAGUGGAACUUGUCGGUUUAAGACCUACCAAGGCCACUACAGUGACUGGUCUCGAGAUGUUCCAAAAGGAGUUGCCCGAUGCCCAGGCGGGAGACAACGUUGGUAUGCUUUUGAGAGGAAUUCAAAAGGAUGAUAUCCAGAGGGGUAUGGUGUUGGCCAAGCCUGGAUCCAUCACCCCCCACAGUUCCUUCGAGGCAUCCGUCUACAUCUUGAAGAAGGAAGAGGGAGGAAGGCACAGACCCUUCUUCGCCGGUUACAGGCCCCAAUUCUACAUGAGGACCACUGACGUGACGGGCUCAGUUGAGAGCGUCGAGACUGACAAGGGUGAGGAGACCAACAUGGUCAUGCCCGGUGAUCGCGUGAAGAUGACUGUUAACCUUAUCAACCCAAUUGCUUGCGAAACCAAGAUGAGGUUCGCCAUCAGGGAAGGAGGAAAGACCGUAGGUGCCGGAAUUAUCUCCAAGGUCAUGAACUGAGUGAUGAGAACUUCGUUAUUUCGAUGUCCAAUUAAUUUUGGGAAGACUCUUGUAAUCUUCAAGGCCUGGAUCCUCCGGAAUGCGCAGAAAAGAGUGAGAAAAAUCGAUUACUUCUUGAAGCCUCAUUACUGAUUGUAAUGUAGUUCGGUAGUAAGCUUAUCAUCUCCUGUCUGUGGAUCUCACUAUCAGAGGCCAGGCACCUCCUUUAGAGAUGUAGGCCGAAUGUUAUGCGGUUGAAGAAUGUAGAGGAAGGUUAGUCAUUAGGAAGGAGGUCUGUGUAGAACUUAAAUUCGAUUCUUUACUGCAUUGGUAUAAUACAUUUGUAUCUGUCCUCAGCUGGUUAACGAUAACUAUCAAUGAAACUUGCCAGUGAAAUUUCGCUGCGUUAGGAUUUAACUCCAACAUGAGGAUAAGGUUCUAAAUUGUGUUGUUGCCGAAUGCACGGUCAAAGUCACUAAAAUAAAGUGGUUUUUUCUGUUGAUACAAGUA